Molecule: messenger RNA, 487 nt
Organism: Prosopis cineraria
Lineage: Eukaryota; Viridiplantae; Streptophyta; Magnoliopsida; Fabales; Fabaceae
Exons: 3
Coding region: 56-487 (143 amino acids)
Source: RefSeq, a predicted model, not a curated record
UGUAGAUGGGCAAAAGGUUUGGGCAGACCCACAAUCAGAACAAAUUCAUGCUCGCAUGCAAGAGCUUAUUCAUCAGCAAGAGCAGCAACAAGACCUAGAGAGUGAUAAUCAAAUGACAUCUGAUGAGAUCUUGACAACUGUUCUUGGUAAGAGGUCAGGAUAUGUGAGAGGGAAAGGCUAUGGAGCACAGCCUUCAAGAAAGAGGGAUUUCUCCCAAUUUGAUAAUGAAUCAUUGGUGGAGACCGUGCGCCAACAAUUACAAGAAGAAUUUGAAAGACGGUUUGAUGCUGAGCGGGAAAAGAUGGAAGCAAAUCUUGCAGCAGAGCGUGCACGGAUGGAAGAAGAGCGGACACAGCUUGAGCAAAGAAUAGAACAGUUGAUGGAGCAAAGAAUACAGGCACAAUUAGCUGCCUUGAUUCCUUCUAUGCAACAGGCACAACAUCAAGAGGCACCUACAUCUACAUCAACUCCUUCAGUUGUUCCAUAA